Molecule: messenger RNA, 1102 nt
Organism: Chaetomium fimeti
Lineage: Eukaryota; Fungi; Ascomycota; Sordariomycetes; Sordariales; Chaetomiaceae
Exons: 1
Coding region: 176-991 (271 amino acids)
Source: RefSeq, a predicted model, not a curated record
UCCGAAACCGUCGGCUCGGCCUGGGCGAUCCUCGAAAACUCGACACGCUCCACGAAUAAUAGAGGAGGAGUGAAGCAGCGACUGGAACCACAUUUCUUCAUCGAGAACGCCUUUCGUACCACGCGAAAGGGGUCAUCGCCGCAUUUGUCUUUGAACCGCGACAAGAUCAGUCACGAUGCAGCUCAACAGGGCGCUCAGGUUCCUCGUCUUGGGGCUUUCGGCGGUGUCUGUCGCCGAGGCUACCUUCGCCGGCGUCAACAUUGCCGGGCGCAGGGUGAAGGCAAUUCAGCGGAGACAGGACGAUGACACGAACAACGAUCCCGAAACCACGGAGCCGCCUCCUCCCGAGCCGACGUCAACAUCGGCACCGCCGGAUCCCACUUCAGAAGAAGAACCCGAGACCACACCCCCCAUGACGUCUUCUACCCCGACGAAGCCUCCCGUCACGUCCAGCCCGGAAACGUCCGCUCCAGAACCCACGUCGUCCAACAAGCCGCCUACUUCUAGCUCGGGGGACGAUGAGGAGGAGGACUCACCGACAUCGAGCAGCGGGCCCAAGCCGACCUCGUCGGCCGAAGACGAUACCCCAGAAGAGACGACCAUCACCUCUACCCAGAUCAUUACGACCACUCGCGACGAUGGUUCACCGAUGACCCUUACUAGCAAGACUACCUCAACUCAGACCGCUGGGCUCGCGGACAACGACGGCGGCGAGCAGGAGUCCGGCAUGCCGCCGCAGACACGCGACACGGUCAUCGGUGUGGUGGUCGGCGUGGGCGGCGCCAUCAUCCUUGGCGGUCUGGCGCUGGUCGCCUGGCGGAUCUGGGGCCGCAAGAAGCACCAGGACGAGAACGACGGCUUGAUGGACUACGGCAGCGCCAUUGAGAGCAAGCCCGAGACCGGCGGCUCCCUGACCAGCCGCACGCCCUUCCAGAGCACGCUCGAGAGCUACCACGCGCCAACGCAGGUUAACACAGCGGCCAACUUUUAAGCUCCCCGGGGCCCUCCCGUCCUUCGGCACCGCGAAAUUCGCGUUUUUAUAGCCACCUUUGGCUUGCUUCGUUUGUCGAUACUUUCGGUUUCCUCGUCUCAAUUUUGGGAG